Messenger RNA from Phodopus roborovskii (desert hamster), 4621 nucleotides. RefSeq lists its product as uncharacterized. The coding region runs from base 35 to 4621 and encodes 1528 amino acids. Lineage: Eukaryota; Metazoa; Chordata; Mammalia; Rodentia; Cricetidae. The record is from RefSeq and is a predicted model, not a curated record. The transcript has 2 exons.
CCCAAAACACCAUCUACCUGACCUAAGCUUUGCCAUGUUGCUACCACUUCUGGGAGCCUGUGCUGUGGUGGGUCCAUUCCAGGGCCCUGAGUGGGAGCCAGUAAGGGACCUAUUGCCUCAGGAUCGAAGCUGCAGGGAUCCCCGGUGCUGUGGUAAUCUACUUGUUUUCUGCCUCUUUCUGAUCUGGCAGAUCCAACAGUAUUGGUACCGGGUCUUCAGGACCAGCAAGAAGAACGCCACCAAGGUGCCACCGCAGACAUGGGCAGUGUCAUCCACCAGAUGUAGAACUUUCUUUGGGAUGAUUCCUGAAUUCUUUACUCAUGGAAAAAUCAGGGACCUGGAUGUUCCUGUCCAACAAUGGACACAGAAGCAGAGAUGGGGAUACAGAAAGAGCCUCAGACAACAAUGGGCCACCCAGUACCUACUGUCUCCACAGAACACAUGCCAAGGCCUCUCUUGGGUUGUCCACACCCCUUCUGAGCCAAUGUUUUUUACUUCUUCCUUUUCAAGCACUUGUCUUCUCCCUCAGAACAAUUCUUGGGACAUAUGGCAGGUCCCCUGGUAUCCCAACAAUAAUCAGGUCCACCCUUCCCUGGAAAUAUGCCAAAGAAUAGAACAGUUGCGGGCUCCCUCCCAGGAGGAGUUGGUGCCAGUAGAGCCUGUUAGCCUGAAGUACAACUCCACCUCCACAGCUUUAGCCAUCUCUCCCCCAAACUUCCCUUUUGUUCGGAGGUCAAAGUUCUGCCUCAGAGGGUUUCUGCCUGGUCCUCUUAACCAACAAUUGGAACCAUCCACCAAGAAGUCCCUGGAGAGCCAACAGGAUCCCUUAGAACCACAGAGUAAAACCCAGACAGUAGGCAAAGGAUAUAGUGACGACACCCCACAAUAUACAAACAAGAGAGAGAGCAGAAGGGAAGUUGCUUCAGAAAUACAAGCAUUCCUCCCAAUAGACUUUGGAGUAGAGAAGGUUGGAGAGGCUAAGGUCCUGGGCUGUGGAAACCAGAGACUAGUAAGGGAAACUGAUGGAGAGAUCUCAAUGCCAUGGUGGGAGAAGCAAGACCAAAUGGGAAUUGAAGAUAGAGAACAAACCGAGAAAGUAUGGAAGAAAACCCAGAGGGAGCCUGGAAAUAAGAAUCCUUCUACCCAGGCUUCUAUGGGAGAGAAUCAAGAACAGUUCAGAUGUAAAACUGACAUAGCAACUCAGACACCAGAAUGGGGGAACCAGGAGGAUGCUAUGGAGAUUCUGGCACUGGAGAAGGAGAAUGAGAAAGAAGUCAGAGGGAAGGAAGAGGCAGAGGCCCAGGACCAAGGAUUAGAAACACAAAGCUGGACUGGAAGCAAGAAUAGUGAGAAUUCCCAAAUGCUAAAUCAGGGGAUGCAAGACCAGAUCAGAAAUAAUACUGGUACAGAAACAGAGGCAGAGGACGGAAGAAACAAGGGUCAGAAUGGAAGUGAGGAUGGUGUGAGGGAGAACCUGAGAGAAGUCAAACCAGAGGGCCAUGAAGAGAUCCAGGCCCUAGAGAAGGAGAAUCAGGGAUGUGUAAGAACUCAGAACGAGGUCCAGACUCCAGCAGGGGAGAUGAGAGGGCAGAUUGGAAAUGGAUAUGUCAGGAAGACCCAAGCAUCUGAGAAAGAGGACCAGAAUCUGUCAGGACACGGAGUUCAAGUGGGGAUAAAGAAGCUCAGGGAGAUAAGAGAAGAGGACUGGGUGGUGCUUCAGGCACAGUGGUGGGGAAACCAGAGACUAGUGCUGGCUGCAGUUGACAGAGGAGGACUCAAGAUAUCAUGUUGGGGAAAUCAGGAGGAGGUUGGAGGGGAACACAGUGCAGAAAUUCAGUCACUGGAGAGUGACCGAGGACAAGGUGGAGGUGGUGGGACAAAUAACCUGACACCUGAGGCUGAGAAUCAGGGUCAAGAAAGAGGUAAAACUGGUCUGGAGACUUACCCAGUAGGGAGCAAGAGGGAGGAUAGGACUGACCAGGAAAGUGGGAUGGAGAAGCUGGUAUUUGGGGAGAGAAACCUGAGGGGGGCUCAAGGUAAGGAUGAAGCAAGGACCCAGAAACUUGGGGAAGAAGAUCAGGAUCAGUUAGGAAAUGAAUUUCAUAAGAAGAUUCACAUACCAAAAUGGAAGAAUCAGGAAGAGACUAGAGGCAACAAUAGUAUAAAUAUGCAGACAUCUGAGGCAGAGAACUGGGAAGAAAUAACAAGUAAAAGCAUUGAUGGUUCAACCUAUGCAGCAGGGCACAAGGAGGCAGAGAAGGCUUGGGGUGAGGAUGGCACAGAAGUUCUAAUACAAGGGAUGAGACUCCCGGGAGGAGCUGGAGGACAGGAAGAAAGAGAGACCAAGGCAGCCAUGGAAGAAAGCCAGAGCUGGUUAGGAAGUGACAUGGGCACAAACACCCUCUUGUCAGAGUUAAAUAACCAGAAGUGGGUAGGAAGUGAGGAUGGAAGAGAAGUUCAGGCCCCAGAGAAGAAAAUCCAGGGAGAACCUGGAGAUGAUGAUGUAAAGAAGACCCAGAGGCCUGAGAUCAAGAACCAGGGACAAUUUACUGAGACUGAGGGAAACCGUCCUACAAGGUGGAGGAGCUGGGAGCAGACUAGAGAGGAGAAAGUUUCAGCAAAUGGGGCAUUGGAGAAGGAAAACCGGAGCAAGGCUAGAUGUGAGGAUGGUAGAAAGAUCCAGAGAGCCAGGAGAAAGGAUCAGAGAGUGUUAAGUAAAGUUAAUGGAAAGACCUACUUGUUAGAGUGGAAGAUUCAGCAAAAAUUCAGAGAUGGGAAUGAUGCAGAAAUUCAAAACCAUGGGAAGAGAAAUAUGAGAAAUUUCACAGGUGAUGGUGGCCCAGAGACCCAAGCCUCAGUGGGAGAGAACCAGAAGCAGUCAGUGUGUGAAACGGAUGGAAAGAUUCACACACGGGGCCAAAGAAUCCAGAGCAAGGGUAGAGAUGCUGCUGCAGAAAUCCAGGAUGUAGGGGCCCAGAGAAAAUGCAGAGCUGAGGAUUCUGAACCAUCUCAUAUACGGAGGAGAGGAGACAAGGGCCAAGUCAGAAGAAAGGAUGCUGUCAGGCCCAGUCUCCAAGUUGACUCUUCUGCAAGAGUGAGGCCCAGAGACAGGAAGUACAGCUUGGCCCAGCCUACUUCUCUCAUUUUUAGGCACAAGCACCCAGUAGCUGGAAAUGGUGUGGACUCUGUUCCCUGUCCUGAAGAACAUCUAAGAAGCCAAGGCACAGUCCCUGUCCCGAAGCACAGAGGUAGGGUCAAUGAAAGCUCCCAGAGGGCCCAACCUGGCACUCAAAGAAGACAAGAAAGGGAUGAAAGGGUGGACCCAGGAAAGGCUUCCAGCCUGACAUGCCAACACCCUCACCCACAGUCUCAGGCAUCCUCUGUCUUUCCCUCUCUUUUGUGUCCCCAAGUCUCCCAAACUACCCCAGCUCUAGCAAGUGUACCUGUUGUCCUCACCACUCUGGGAAAAUGGCCAGCCCUCAAGAAGAGCAAACAUCUGCUUCUGGAAUCCCUCAUGAAGAGAAGGAUUGCGCACCUGAGGUGGGGUCUCCCUCGUCGGAUCCUAGAGUCUUACUUACUUUUUCACUUCUUAGAAUCCUGCUCUUUGCCACUGGCUGGAGUGAGCCUGCCUGGAUCACACACAGACCGGGAAUGCCAAAGGUCACUGGAACGGCAUUGUGAGUCUCAGGGAUCCACGUUAGGCCCUGAGUCUCCAGGCAGGUUUCAAAGCCGUCCAAUUCUUGAAAGAAAAAGCUCAAAACUUUCUACCCAAGUCCAGGCUCUGGAGAAGUGUAGGCCACUCAAGUCAGAGCCAAUGGGCCGGCCCAUUCCACCUAAAAAACCCAGGAGAACUAGACCACCUGGGGGAGCAAGAGAACCACAGAUCCAAGAGGAGGCCCCUAAGGCCAAGAUGCCCGCUCCAAUGAAUCCUAAGCCAGCAGCAGAGUCCAGGAGCUGGUGUGGCCCAAGACAGGUCCAAGAGCUUCCCACAGAAAGCAGCAGGGGCAGGAAAAUGGUCAGGUCUGGAGUCUCCCAUGCAGAACACAGAGUUUCCAGCAGAGUGAGGGCCUCAUCCUGUACAGAAGGCCACAGCCACCAGAAAAAGGAAUGCGUACCCAGGGAGGCCUCUGAGCCCCCCAGACUGAAAUGCGAGCAGCCCACACACGGCAGAAGUGCAAACAUGGGACCUGCAGAGGGCAGAGGGGCCUGUCAGCCGCCUUCCCCCUGUUCUGCACAUACCCCUAGCUUCAAAGAGCAUGUUCACUUGGCUGCAGCCAGGCUGAACAUGACAUUCUUGAGCAAGAUGCCAUGGUUGCCACAGCCAGCUAAGCCCCAGCACUCAGCCCCUUUUCUUACCCUGAGGAGUUCUACCCCAUUUUCUAAAGUGAGUGCCCCAUAUACAAGGGAGUACAGCACCAGAGUCCACACUGCUUUGGAGAGGGACCCUGAGCCACCAGGACAUUUCUGUACAGAGGUAACUGUUCCCAAGACAGAGAGCUACCAGGAACAUGAGACACCUGGGAAGUCAAAUAGGGCACCCCGAAAUCCAGCAGUCUCACAAAGGUUUGGUUUUAUGAGGCACUGGAGAUAUUUUCUCACACAGUGUGGCUUUAAAAAGUAG